CAGUUCCCCAUGGUAACGAGGGUAGGUUCGCGAAGCACAACAGACGACGUUCGUUCGCGCGAGUGGUGUGAUCCGCUCGUGUAUUAGGACGAUCAAGAAUACACGCGUUUUCUCUACUAUUUCACGAAAGUUUUAGUGGCCUCGGUUCUUUUAUUUGUGGCACGUUCGCGAUCUUUAUAAUCGUGAGAUAUUUGAUACGAUCUACGAGAUAUACAAUAAAACGGAAGUUGAAUAUAUAAUAGAAGAACGAUAAAUAGAAGAGAAACAAAAAGAAAGAAAAAUAGAAAGAGAAAGAAACGUUAUUAAAGCGGCCUUUUUUUUUCUUCCGACGACGAAGGAGACGUUGUUGCGUCUCUACAGAAGAAUUUUUUAACCGUCGUCGGUGUGGGUCGCGACUGCGGUCCAAAACAUCAUCAGAGUUAGAUUUAUCUGAGUUUGGCCAACGUUCACAGUCCACUGCCUUUUUUGUUAUUUAAUUUCCAAUCCCGUUAUCGUCAAGAGGAAACUGCGGUUUACCAAUGUUUGAUGUGAUGCAGUCUGCAGCUACAAUUGGUGGUGGUGGAACUUAUCCUGCCGGGGGGACCGGAAGUCGUGCUCGAGACUUGGGUCUUCGUGCACAGAAGAAGCUAUUAGGACGAGUGGUCUCCACUAAUGCUGGAAGAUCUCUCUUAAUAGAUGACGCGACCACUUCACUCUUAGACAAUCUCUACAAGUUGAUGGAAAGAGCUACGAAGAAUAAUACAAACUUGGAUAAAAAACAACCAGAGAAAGUUCUUAAGAAUAUUGUUAAAUUAUCCAUCAAGGUUGGACUGUUGCAACGUAAUCAACAACUCGGUCCAGCAGAUGAUGCAAAACUUGUUGAGAUCAGGACAGCUUUGAGAGCAGUAGCAAUGGCUGUUGUCUCCUUCUACGAACUCGAGUUUAGUUUCGACAAAGCGUAUUUAACUCGAUCCCUCGAACGUUGUAGAUCUGCGAUACAGGGUCUUAUAAAACCACAUUUAACAGAUAAAUCUCAGGAUCGGUGCGAUCAAGUUUUCGAUUUUCUAAGAAAUCCUGAAUUUUUAGACGCGGUCUUUAGACAAGAUUCUGAACACAGACCAAUCCUUGGCAUGCUAGUCAGUGAUAUAAACAAAGCCUUAGAUGCUGGACAUCUUUGACUUUUUGUAGAUUCCAUUGUACACCAUCGAUAUUAAAUAAAAUAAAAAAAUAAAAAUGCCAAGAACACAAAGAUCGGUUGGAUCAAUAAUUUUAACGUAGAUUUGUCACACAGAAGAUUGAUUGUAAUAUUUUCUUAAGUGUCCUGUUUUUUUUUUGGCAAACUGUUCUGCCUGUGCAUUAUUUUUUUAGUGAUAUUUUCUUAAAAUUUACGCAUGAAAUAUACCGCACGCCACCGGUAGUCGAUUUUUUUUUUUUUUUAAGAUAACUUAUGAAAAAAUAAAAAAAAACGAUAUAUUUUCCGUAUACACGCACACGUAUACAUAAUACAUACGUGAUCGCUACUCUAGUUUUACGAUCGAUGAACGUAUCUAUUGAUUUCUGCAAUAAUCGUUCAAUACUCUGCUUAAAUUAAGAAUAUCGAUAUAUAUAGAAAUAUAUGUAUAUUAUGUAAACAAAUUAUAUUUAUUCGCGCGCCUAAUUGUUAGGAAUUAUUAUGAAUUAAUAUUAUAAUAAUUUACACUUGUCGCGAAAGUUCGAAUUUUUGACGGUCCUUGAAAGGUAAUGGAGACGCACGUAAUUACUGCACAUUAAAAAGAAAAAGAAAAAAAUAAAGAAA
Messenger RNA from Polistes dominula (European paper wasp), 1774 nucleotides. RefSeq names its product Tumor necrosis factor alpha-induced protein 8-like protein sigmar (gene sigmar). Lineage: Eukaryota; Metazoa; Arthropoda; Insecta; Hymenoptera; Vespidae. The record is from RefSeq and is a predicted model, not a curated record. Gene Ontology annotation, cellular component: cytoplasm. Gene Ontology annotation, biological process: regulation of apoptotic process.